Molecule: messenger RNA, 1451 nt
Organism: Ceraceosorus guamensis
Lineage: Eukaryota; Fungi; Basidiomycota; Exobasidiomycetes; Ceraceosorales; Ceraceosoraceae
Exons: 4
Coding region: 127-1383 (418 amino acids)
Biological process (GO): retrograde vesicle-mediated transport, Golgi to endoplasmic reticulum
Cellular component (GO): endoplasmic reticulum; SNARE complex
Source: RefSeq, a predicted model, not a curated record
GCAUGGGGCUUCUCGCAUUUCUUCCCUUCCAUUCUCCACCAGUCCUGGUUCAAAUUGCACAGCUAAUUGCAGCAAUCACCCCUCCAAAGAAGCAACACAGCGCAACAAGCAGCUAGACUCGCAAGUAUGGCUGCUACCACCAGCAGUCAUCCUGCAGUUCGAAGCUCGUCCCACCUCGACAUCUUUUUAAACUCUCAGGUUCUGAAUACUAGCGAUGCGAGGGCAGCGGAGAAGAGGUGGAUAGCUGAUCGUGCUGCAGCCGCUGGACCCGUGGGCUUCGAUGUGGAUGCUGCAAGUAGAGUGCAUGCAGAUCGUCAGUCGACAAAGCAGCGAGCGGCUCUGGAGGAAGCGAUGAGGAUAAGGAGAGCAGAGACAGAGUGGAUUGCUGAAGCGAACAGGAUUUAUGCGCACAUCACAUCCCUUCUGCUCUUCUUGUCGACAAUAAGGCGCCCUUAUUUGGAUCUCUCUGGACGCUCCGGUCCGGCUUACCCUGCUCAUGGUGCUGACGACCGUGAUGAGUUUGGCAACGAUGCGGAAACCAGUAUCAGCGGUGCUGGAGGAAAUGCUCUCAGAGGCUUUCAAAGAUGGUCCAAGCUGGGGACUCUCACAGACGGUCAACGGGACGAGAUCGAUUUUGCGAUGAGGAGCAUGAUUCAGGGUGCCAUGGGUCGAAUACGCGAGCUGGAAAAGGGCGAAGAGGUCAGACAGCGCACAACACCAGCUCUUUCUGUCAACCCGCUCUCUCGACUCCUGCGCGCAAGUCUGCCCGGAGAAGAUCAAUUCCCAGGCCGGUCUCACCCUUUGUAUGCCAGUACGCUCACCAUGCAUCGGGCGUCCAUCGUAGCCUCUCUCAACAGCAGGCUAGCAGGAGCUAGUUCGCGGCUGAAGGAUUUGCAGGAAAGACGACUUGCUGCGGCCAAGAGGGCUCAGCGGGUCAAGGCUGGCGCGAGUGCAAGGGUAGCGCUAGGCGAGGAGAAUUCAAAGCAAGAAAAUGGAAGUAAGAGAGAGUCGACUGCUGCAGUAGCUGGUGUGUCCGGCUCUCUAGGCUUGCCAGAGGUCAGCGCAGCUCAAGCACAAAUGUACGACUCGGAAGCUUCAGCACUCGUGAAAACUUUGGAACAGGAUCUUUCGGCAAUUCAAGCGGCGGAAAGAAAGCUGGUGGAAAUUUCAGACCUCCAGACUCAAUUGAUCUCUCACUUGUCUGAGCAGACAGAGUUGACUACGAGACUGGGCGAUGAAGCUUUUGAGCAUCAAAGCGAGGUGCAGAGAGGAAAUGAUCAACUGAGAAAGGCAAAGGAGAGCAACAGAAAGGCUACGCAGUGGUUGGCCAUGUUCUUGGUAGGCAGCGGACUUGGCCUACUGUUCCUGCACUGGAUGGACUAAUCGCCGAGGUCUUAGCUGAAUCCCUACUGAGGCGGGAGUACGCACUCUGCGCGCAUGUGGCACCCAAU